Molecule: messenger RNA, 937 nt
Organism: Amoebophrya sp. A120
Lineage: Eukaryota; Dinophyceae; Syndiniales; Amoebophryaceae
Source: the annotation of a GenBank genome assembly
GAGAAUUUGUCGUAGAGUUCUAAAUAACUUUGCACGAAGAUGAAAUAGCAAUUAAGAGUUGUAGUUUGCUCGUCCUCGUAGGAUAGACACGAGGCGAACAACUGGAAGUUGCCUGAUCACGACUUCGUUGCCUCGAGUGGGUUGCGAUUCGAUAUCUGGUUCUGGAGCGACCGUGGGAGCGCAUUAAGUUUGGUUUGGUACUAAGCACCAGGGAGGCGACGGUCACGAGAGAAAAAGUCGCGGAAAGUGACUGGAAUGGUUCUGUGAAAAAAUGUAGAAGAAAAAAAUACCGUAUGCUCGCGUGUUGUAAAAGUUCUAGCGCAUGCUCUCACUGCUUGCAUCCACCGAUAUCUGCUGGUCUCCAGUUCUGGUCCUGCAAAAUGUUGCCACUUCUGAAUCGCCCUUGGACCACUCCGUCACUACUCCAGCCGCGAAGAUUUGACACGGCAGACGAGCACGACCCGAAAUGCAAGCUGCGGCGGUCGCCAAGCGGCUACGAGCAGCUGUCGCACGCAACAAGAACGCCGAGCCUGUUGCUCGGGAGCUUGCCAGCGAGAGCCUUGCAGCAAUUGAGGAAGUGCCGAUGAAAAUGCAGCAAUUGAGGAAGAAUUUUUGCGCAAGGCCACCGCCACUACUGCGACGAAAAAGUUCCAAGCCUUGGCGAAGCAGGUGGCGCCGCGGGGUAGCAAGAGCAACUCACCAGCCGCACCUGCACGCACCGGCGGCGGUGAUAUUUCCGCUCGGAGUGGAGGGGCAGCUCCUGCUAGCGAGGGGCAAGAGCAGGAUACGGCCAAGUUCUCCGCCGGCCCAAAAGCGAACGCAGCUGCGAAACGAAGAAAAAGCAGUCCGAGCAAGCUCGGCGGCAGUGCUCCGCGGACCCCGCCUUCCUCGAAAAAGCCUGCCGGACGCAGCAGGAGCUCCUCCCCGGCACUUCUGA